This is a messenger RNA of Aspergillus vadensis CBS 113365, 906 nucleotides long. RefSeq names its product aromatic alcohol reductase. The coding region runs from base 1 to 906 and encodes 301 amino acids. The record is from RefSeq and is a predicted model, not a curated record. Lineage: Eukaryota; Fungi; Ascomycota; Eurotiomycetes; Eurotiales; Aspergillaceae. Gene Ontology annotation, molecular function: oxidoreductase activity. The transcript is spliced from 3 exons.
AUGGCCAUCCCAACCAAAGUCACGAUCAUUGGGGCAACCGGGUUGAUCGGUCAAAUUAUCCUCAAGGCAUUGAGGCCAAAUACCGAUUUCACCGUUACCGUCCUAUCCCGCCAAGAAUCAUCCAGCACGACUGAGUUUCCACCCGGAGUUAUGGUCCAUAAGACCGACUUUUCGCCCUCCAGUCUCCGGUCCCUCCUUCGUGAGCAAGAUGUGCUCAUCUCCGCAGUUGGUGGGACUGCGUUCACUGAACAGAAGAAGUUCAUCGAUGCUGCGAUCGAGGCGGGCGUGAAACGGUUCAUUCCCUCCGAGUUCUCGACCAGCAGCGAAGAUGAUGCUGUAAUCGAGCUACUCCCUCUGUUCCGGCAGAAGAGGGAUAUUAUCAAUUAUUUGAAAGAGAAAGAGGAAGAUGGGCUGAGCUGGACUGGAAUUGCUACUUCUGGGUUGUUUGACUGGGGACUCGCAUCUGGCUUCCUCGGAUUUGACAUUAAGACCAAGUCUGCAGUGAUCUGGGAUGGUGGUGUCACAUCAUUCACCCUGACGAAUCAGGAACAGCUUGGAAAGACUGUUUUAUCCGUCAUCUUGCGGUUGGAGGAAACCAAAAACUGCUUUCUAUAUAUUGCAUCUGUUGAGACUACUCAAAAUGAAGUCCUGAAGACACUUGAGGAAGUUACAGAAUCACGGUGGGCAGUAAUGGAGACUACGACCCAGGAGCAGGUUGCGGAAGGACUCAAGAAGUUGGGUGCAGGUGAUAUUAGUGGUGCGUUCGCGCUAGUUCGGGCGACCGCUUUUGGGAGUACUGCUGGGUUGAAGACGAACUAUGUCAGGGAUCAGAAUCUGGCUAAUGGAUUGUUGGGGCUGGAGAUGGAGAGCGCGAAGGGGAUUGUUGAGCGGGUGUUUGGGGUGUAG